Odobenus rosmarus divergens (Pacific walrus) is the source of this 4053-nucleotide messenger RNA. RefSeq names its product unc-51-like kinase 4 (C. elegans) (gene ULK4). Lineage: Eukaryota; Metazoa; Chordata; Mammalia; Carnivora; Odobenidae. Gene Ontology annotation, biological process: protein phosphorylation. Gene Ontology annotation, molecular function: protein kinase activity; ATP binding. The coding region runs from base 58 to 4053 and encodes 1331 amino acids. The record is from RefSeq and is a predicted model, not a curated record. The transcript is spliced from 35 exons.
GGAACUAGAGAUGCCAUUAGGCUGUCAUUUUAUCCAAUGUGAGAAGUCAGCCCAGAGAUGGUAAACUUUAUUCUGUAUGAGGAGAUUGGUCGAGGAAGCAACACCGUUGUUUAUAAAGGGCGGCGGAAGGGAACAAUCAAUUUUGUAGCUAUUCUUUGUACUGAUAAGUGCAAAAGGCCUGAAAUAACCAAUUGGGUCCGUCUCACCCAUGAAAUUAAACACAAGAAUAUCGUAACUUUUCACGAAUGGUAUGAAACCAGCAAUCAUCUCUGGCUAGUGGUGGAACUCUGCACAGGUGGUUCCUUAGAAAUGGUUAUUGCUCAAGAUGAAAACCUCCCAGAAGAUGUUGUGAGAGAAUUUGGGGUUGACCUCAUUACUGGAUUACAUCAUCUUCAUCAGCUUGGCAUUCUCUUUUGUGACAUUUCUCCUGGCAAGAUACUCUUGGAAGGGCCUGGCAUAUUGAAGUUUAGUAAUUUUUGCUUGGCCAAAGUGGAAGGUGAAAAUUUGGAAGAGUUCUUUGCUUUGGUGGCAGCAGAAGAAGGAGGAGUUGAUAGCGGGGAAAAUGUACUGAAGAAAACCGUAAAAAGUAGAGCCAAAGGAUCUCUUACAUAUACAGCGCCAGAAAUUUUGAGGGGUACUGACUUCUCCAUCACCAGUGACCUCUGGUCUUUGGGCUGUCUGCUUUAUGAAAUGUUUUCAGGAAAACCUCCAUUCUUCUCAGAAACUUUUUCAGAAUUAGUUGAAAAGAUUUUUUAUGAAGAUCCUUUGCCACCUAUUCCAAAAGAUCCUUCUCUUCCUAAAGCUUCUUCAGAUUUUAUUAAUUUGCUUGAUGGUUUACUUCAAAAAGAUCCUCAGAAAAGAUUAACUUGGGCAGGCUUACUGCAGCAUUCAUUUUGGAAGGAUGCCUUCACUAGGAAAGAUCAGGAAUCAAGCCCUGAGGAUUCCAACGUCAGCAGGAAAGUGAUGGAGCAUUCUGGGACACAAGAUUCCAAGGAGUUUUUGAAGCCUCCGAGCAGACAAGCCAAGGGGGAGAAGAGUGGUCAACGACUAAGUCACUCUUUCAGACUAGAAAAUCCAACUGAGUUGCGGCCUAAAAGUACUGUUGGGGGUCAACUGAAUGAGUCCAUGUUUCUUCUCAGUUCUCGUCCAACUCCAAGAACGAGCACUGCAGUGGGAUUAAGCCCUGGUGAGGAUAGGACUCAGCAUUCACCCCAGAAGACUUCUCCUUCAAUCAAGAAUACAAGUGAACGCCUGAGUCAGCAGGACCUGGAAUCCCAGAUGAGAGAGCUUAUCUACAUGGACUCUGAUCUUGUUGUCACCCCGAUUAUCGACAAUCCAAAGAUAAUGAAACAACCACCAAUUAAAUUUGAUCCAAAGAUACUGCAUCUACCGGCACAUUCAGUGGAUAAGUUAGUAUUUCUAAAAGACCAAGAUUGGAAUGACUUUUUGCAGCGAGUGUGCUCACAGAUUGACUCCACUGAGAAGAGCAUGGGGGCCUCCCGAGCCAAGCUCAAUCUCCUUUGCUAUCUGUGUGUUGUGGCUGGACACCAGGACGUGGCCACCCGGCUCCUCCAUUCCCCGCUGUUCCAGUUGUUAAUCCAGCAUUUGCGAAUAGCUCCAAACUGGGAUAUACGGGCCAAGGUUGCUCGGGUGAUUGGUUUACUGGCCUCGCACACAACUGAGCUCCAGGAAAAUACACCUGUUACUGAGGCAAUUACUAUCUUAACUGAAUUAAUUAGGGAAAACUUCAGAAACAGCAAAUUAAAACAGUGCCUCUUACCAACCCUUGGGGAGCUGAUCUACCUUGUAGCCACCCAGGAAGAAAAGAAGAACCCUAGAGAAUGCUGGGCUGUCCCCUUGGCUGCGUACACGGUGCUAAUGAGGUGCCUUCGGGAAGGGGAAGAACGUGUUGUGAAUCACAUGGCAGCAAAGAUUAUUGAAAAUGUCUGCACUACCUUUUCUGCUCAGGCCCAGGGCUUUAUUACAGGGGAAAUUGGACCCAUUUUAUGGUACCUGUUCAAACAUUCCACUGUUGAUUCUCUCAGGAUCACAGCGAUGUCGGCCUUGUGUAGAAUCACCCGUCAUUCUCCUACUGCCUUCCAGAAUGUUAUUGAGAAGGUGGGACUGAACUCCGUGAUAAACUCCCUGGCCUCAGCCAUCUGCAAAGUUCAGCAGUACAUGUUGACCUUAUUUACUGCAAUGUUGUCUUGUGGGAUUCAUCUUCAGAGGCUAAUCCAAGAAAAGGAUUUUGUCUCUACAAUUAUCCGUUUACUUGACAGCCCCUCAACUUCCAUUAGAGCAAAAGCCUUCCUCGUUCUUUUAUAUAUUUUGAUUCAUAACCAUGAGAUGCUGCUGCUCAGCUGCCAAGCAAGACUGGUGAUGUACAUCGAGAGAGACAGCAGAAAGACCACUCCAGGCAAGGAGCAGCAAAGCAGCAAUGAAUACCUGUCCAAAUGCCUGGACCUUCUCAUCCGUCAUAUCGUGCAGGAACUGCCACGGAUCCUGGGUGACAUUCUUAAUGCCUUGGCCAAUGUUUCUGGUCGUAAACACCCAUCAACAGUCCAAGCGAAGCAGCUGAAGAUGUGUCUACCCCAGAUGCCUAUAGUGCUUCACCUCGUAACUUCUCAGGUAUUUCGACCUCAGGUUGUAACAGAAGAAUUCCUUUUCAGUUAUGGAACUAUUCUUAGUCAUAUUAUAUCUGUAGACUCAGGAGAAACUAACAUAGAUGGAGCAAUAGGACUGAUGGCAUCGGAAGAAUUUAUCAAGAUCACAUUGUCGGCUUUUGAAGCGAUAAUACAGUAUCCUAUUUUGUUGAAAGACUAUUGCUCUACGGUUGUUGAUUAUAUCCUGCCACCCUUGGUCUCCUUGGUUCAGAGCCAAAACGUGGAGUGGAGACUCUUCAGCUUGCGGUUGCUCUCAGAAACCACAUCUCUACUCGUGAACCAGGAGGUGGGGGAUGGCAAGAAGGAGGCGAAUGUUGACUUUGACAGCAGUCUUCUGGCUCUCAUUAGAGACGUCUUACUUCCCCAGUAUGAGCACAUCCUCACAGAGCCGGACCCAGUCCCAGCAUAUGCUCUGAAACUGCUAGUUGCCAUGACGGAACACAACCCGGCUUUCACCAGAGCCAUGUUCAAUCUGAGUGGGGAGUCAAUAAAGCUUCUUGUGUUUCACAAGAUGUCCUUAGGUCUGUUGACUUACCCUUGUCAUCUAAAGAGAUUGGCAAACUGUGGUCCACAGAGCCAACUGGCUUGCAGCCUGUCUUUCCGUGGUCUGCAAGGUUUGGGACCUUCCUGUGCUGAUGACUUAAGAAACACCACCUGGGUUGAAAUCCCUCGUCAUUACAUUAAUCAUGCUAUAAUUCAUCGCAGUAUUUCCUAUAGCAACAAAUCCCUUUCAGAUAGGACAGAGGGACUCAUCUUUUUGGGGGUCUCAGUCCUCUCUGGAACCCUUCUUAGAGAGUUCCUCACUGUCAACAGCCCUAGGCUUGCUGGACCUCCAGACAAAGCCGGAGACUGUUCUGCAGACUCUGUGGCCAUCACGGAGGUGCACGGCAGCAAUGUGACAAUCAUAGUGCUCAAAUACCAUCGUUCCCUGAAGGCAGGAGGUCUGGCCUGGGCUGUCAGAGCUGGGGAGGUGAAAGGUCUGGCUGGUGUGCCAGCAGAAAUGAUGGUGCAGGGUGGGAGUCGCAGGGCCCGCGCGGAGAUGGCUGUUAUGGUGGCGUUGCGAAAACCCGGACCGUCACAAGCUCUCAAGGCCAUUAGCCACCGAAACAUGGAUACCCUUCAGGGCAGUACUUGGCUUCUCAUGUACACGUUGGGUGUGGCAUCAAAGCAAUCGACUUUAUUUUCUGCCACUGUAAACAGACGUAGUUCUGAAUCAUGUCCGUCCAAUCAGGGAACAACAGUUGUUAUGGUUGGUAUUCAGAAAAAUGUGACGCCUGGCAUGCUAGAACUGGGAGUUGAAGGGGCCUUUGAGGGCAUCCAGGCCAGCCCGCUCCUCGUGCAGAAGCCCGGAGAAGGACUAGUUGUAAUUCAUCAGAAUGAAGUACAGUAG